AUGAACGCGCCUCCCGCCUUCGAGUCGUUUCUUCUUUUUGAAGGAGAAAAGAAAAUCAGCAUUAGCAAAGACACGAAGGUCCCCAACGCCUGUCUGUUCACGCUGAACAAGGAGGACCACACUCUAGGAAACAUCAUCAGAGCGCAGCUGCUGAAGGACCCUCAGGUGCUGUUUGCUGGAUACAAAGUCCCUCAUCCUCUGGAACACAAAAUUGUGAUCAGAGUCCAGACCACACCGGACUAUAGCCCCCAGGAGGCCUUCACUAACUCAAUCACUGACCUGAUCUCAGAGCUCUCUCUUCUUGAGGAACGGUUCCGCGUUGCCAUCAAAGAUAAACAGGAGGGGAUUGAGUGA
Knipowitschia caucasica is the source of this 354-nucleotide messenger RNA. NCBI's taxonomy places the organism in Eukaryota, Metazoa, Chordata, Actinopteri, Gobiiformes, Gobiidae. The record is from the annotation of a GenBank genome assembly.